Lutzomyia longipalpis is the source of this 1000-nucleotide messenger RNA. Its product is annotated as alpha-tocopherol transfer protein-like. Lineage: Eukaryota; Metazoa; Arthropoda; Insecta; Diptera; Psychodidae. Gene Ontology annotation, cellular component: membrane. Bases 29 to 961 code for a protein of 310 amino acids. The transcript is spliced from 3 exons. The record is from RefSeq and is a predicted model, not a curated record. Gene Ontology annotation, molecular function: phosphatidylinositol bisphosphate binding.
CACAAAGUAGUGUUGAAAGUGAGCAAAAAUGCCAAAUAUUCGAUCCAUCUCUGAGCCAUUGGCACAGAAAGCUAUCAAAGAACUAAAUGAAGUACCCGAAAGGAUCGAUGAGGACAUUACAGCGCUACGUACAUGGAUAAUGAAGCAGCCACAUUUGAGAACAAGGAUGGACGAUCAAUUUCUUGUUGCCUUUCUGAGGGGGUGCAAAUACUCAUUGGAAAAAGCAAAGCAGAAAAUUGAUCUCUUCUACAGUAUUCGGUCGAACUUCAAGGAAAUCAUGAGUAAUUAUGAUCCGAUGAUUGAAAAAAAUUUGCAAAUCAUAAAAAAGGGUAUUGCACUGCCACUUCCCAAUACCAUUGCACCCGAUAGCCCGAGGCUCUUUCUCUUUCGCCCAGGAGUCUAUGAGGCUCAUGAAUUUGAUAUAAUUGAUAUUAUGCGCAUUAGUAUUAUGAUCAAUGACAUUAUAAUGGUUGAUGAUGAUCAAAUGAUCGUAGCUGGGCAGAUGGGAAUAAUUGAUCUUUCAAAUGCUACAAUGGCGCAUUUUCUUCAAUAUACACCCACGCUUGCAAAGAAGAUGACUGUUAUGUCUCAAGAUGCUAUGCCUUUUCGUCUUAAGGGUGUCCACUACAUCAACACUCCAGCUGGUUUUGAGAUGGUCUACAAUAUGUUUAAAAAUUUCCUCAAUGAAAAGAACAGAAGUCGACUACAUGUGCAUGGUUCUAAUUUGGAGGCACUUUACCAGCACAUUCCUCAGAAACUAUUGCCAAAAGAAUAUGGUGGUGAAGCUGGUAAUUUAAAGGAUUUAACAGUGCAGUGGGAGAAAAAAUUUAUGGAGUAUCGUGACUUUUUCCUCGAUGAAGCUAAAUAUGGAACGGAUGAGAAGAAACGUCCUGGACGUCCUAAAACUGAAGAAGCAAUUUUUGGUUUAGAUGGCACCUUUAGAAAACUAAAUGUUGAUUGAAGGAAAAUUUCUGAAAAACAAUAAAAAAAAAUCUAAAGG